AUGGUACUUCAACAAUGCCCCCUCGCGUUCUUGGAAGCGAGCCCCGUCCGCAGAAGGGGAGACGCGCGCGCUGUCUGCACGAUUCGCACGCUCCAGAGGCGCUCCCUCUCUCCCCGCCUCAUUUUCCCCAAAGAAACCUGGCACGGCCGCGAACCCGCGCCCCCUCACUCACUCCACAGGGUGCAGGCAAAGGAGCGGAUCCGACGGGUGCGAGGAGGAAAGAGCAACAAGCCGAGCCACGGUGGCCGCCUCCGUCGAUGCGGCGCCACUGCCCGGACGGCGGCGUUUCGCGGCACUUCAGGAGGCUGCGCGCUCGCAUCCCUCGCGGCUCCCGUAGAACUCCCGCGAUGCCAGCGCUCUAGCGGAUUACCUUCCGGUGUCAUUCUUCCACUUCCUCAGAAUGUGAAGGACUACUUACUUGAUGAUGGAACGCUGGUGGUUUCAGGAAGGGAGGAUCCACCAACUCAUUCUCAACCAGACAGUGAUGAUGAGGCAGAAGAAAUUCAGUGGUCGGAUGACGAGAACACAGCCACCCUGACGGCUCCAGAAUUUCCUGAGUUCACCACUAAAGUUCAAGAAGCUGUCAAUUUGUUAGGGGGCAGUGUCUUUCCUAAGCUUAACUGGAGCGCCCCCAGGGAUGCGUACUGGAUAGCCAUGAAUAGCUCUCUGAAAUGCAAAACGCUCAGCGACAUCUUCCUGCUUUUCAAGAGUUCUGAUUUCAUCACUCGAGACUUUACUCAGCCAUUCAUUCAUUGUACUGAUGAUUCUCCAGAUCCUUGUAUGGAAUAUGAGCUUGUUCUCCGAAAAUGGUGUGAAUUAAUUCCUGGAGCUGAGUUCCGAUGCUUUGUCAAGGAAAACAAGCUUAUUGGUAUUUCUCAGCGGGACUACACACAAUACUAUGAUCAUAUUUUUAAGCAAAAGGAAGAAAUUUGCAGAUGCAUUCAAGACUUUUUCAAGAAGCACAUACAAUAUAAAUUCUUAGAUGAAGACUUUGUAUUUGAUAUAUACCGAGACAGUAGGGGAAAGGUGUGGCUAAUCGAUUUUAACCCUUUUGGCGAAGUAACAGAUUCACUGCUGUUUACUUGGGAAGAACUGAUAUCCGGGAAAAACUUGAAAGCUGACGUUAGUGAAGGGGACGCCCUGGAGCAGGAUUCUCCAGCUUUUCGCUGCACAAACAGUGAAGUUACAGUACAACCCAGUCCCUAUCUGAGUUACCGACUACCCAAGGAUUUUGUAGACCUCUCUACUGGUGAAGAUGCUCACAAACUAAUUGAUUUCCUUAAACUGAAAAGGAAUCAGCAAGAGGAUGACUGACUCCAGUUACAGACCAGCUUCAGGAGGAAACCAUCCCAACUGCAGGAGGCUGUGCAUAGGACGUCCUUCCUCUCAGCCCUGAUCUGAGGGGGGUGGGGGUAGGCAGUGUGGAAACCAGCAGCUUUUUAUAUUCAUGGGCAUCCAGCUGGAGGAAAAUGGAGGGACUUUGCUACUUGUAAACAAACAUAAUAAAUAGAUCAUAACCAUAGAAAACCA
Messenger RNA from Echinops telfairi (small Madagascar hedgehog), 1530 nucleotides. RefSeq names its product cell division cycle 123 (gene CDC123). Lineage: Eukaryota; Metazoa; Chordata; Mammalia; Afrosoricida; Tenrecidae. Gene Ontology annotation, cellular component: cytoplasm. The transcript is spliced from 14 exons. The coding region runs from base 1 to 1314 and encodes 437 amino acids. The record is from RefSeq and is a predicted model, not a curated record.